Messenger RNA from Melanaphis sacchari, 674 nucleotides. RefSeq lists its product as uncharacterized. The record is from RefSeq and is a predicted model, not a curated record. Lineage: Eukaryota; Metazoa; Arthropoda; Insecta; Hemiptera; Aphididae. The coding region runs from base 21 to 674 and encodes 217 amino acids. The transcript has a single exon.
AGGCUAUAAAUUGAAACAGAAUGCCUGAAAGCGAUAUUUUGGAUAUAAGUUCGAGGUUUGAAACAGAUUCUAAAAUUACGAAAAUUGAAUAUCAUUCAUAUACACCUUAUACGACUUCAUUUAAUAAUAAUGAUGAAAUACGAAUAUCAAUCCAGCAAACAGAUGUUUAUCCGUAUUUACAUGAGAGUUUUAUUUUUUUAGAAGGUAAAAUAUCAGAAGCUAGUGAAGUAAAACUUGCUAAUAACGGUUUUUCAUAUCUCUUUGAACAAAUACGACUUGAAAUCAAUGGAAUAGAAGUAGAUAGUACUCGAGUACUAGGUAUAACCAGCUCGUUGAAAGGUCAUCUAUCAUGUACACCAGAUAACUAUAACUGUUAUGAAAAUGCAGGUUGGAUUUUUAAAAAUAAUACAAACCCCGCAAACGCAAAUGGUGAAUUUAGUGCUUGCAUUCCACUGAAAUUUUGGUUAGGUUUGUUCAAAGACUUUAAAAAAAUAUUAGUUAAUUCUAGAUUAGAACUAAUAUUAACUCGAAGUCAUAGUGAUCUGAAUGUUUUAACAAGAGUUGAACAUGAAGAUGGAAGUAUUACUAAUUCAGGAAAAGUCGUUUUGAAUAAAAUAGUUUGGAAGGUACCACAUAUCACUGUUGAUGAUGAAAAAAGAUUGAAAUUAUUAUAA